GGGGGUGGUUGUGAUGCCACAGAAAGUGGGCGGAGCCACCGGUAACCACCCGCAGACUAAAGGCUGACCCUCGUUAUUGUACAGUUAAUGUCAGAGCAGGUCAGAGCACACAGCAGUGAACGGAUUAUUAGUCGUUUUUACAGAAAACAGCUUCCGUCAUGACUAAGGACACAGAGGUGGACAUGAAGGACGUGGAACUGAACGAGAUGGACCCCGAGAAGCAGCCCAUGACGGCCGACGCUCAGGUAGCCGUCGGGGAGAAGAACGGCAGCGUCAAGCUGAAGGUCCCCGAGGAUGAGGUUGCGUUCACGGGCCUGUCCAAGGAGGAGCUGAUGAAGGUGGCAGGAACUCCAGGGUGGGUGCGGACCCGCUGGAUGCUCCUGGUGCUGUUCUGGCUGGGCUGGGUUGGCAUGCUGGCCGGGGCCAUUGUGAUCAUAGUCCAGGCCCCUCGCUGCAAACCGCUCCCUGAGAUGAACUGGUGGAACGAUGGCCCUCUGUACCAGAUCCCCGACGUGGACGCUUUCUGUGGUGGAUUGGCAGGCCUUGAGCAAAGACUAGAUGAGAUCAGCCAGUUGAAGGUCAAAGGUCUGGUCCUGGGACCUCUACACACUGUGCAGGAAAACCAGCAGAGCACCCUGAAUCUUAAGGAGAUCGAUGCAGCUGUUGGAAGAGAGGAAGAUCUCAAGUCUGUGCUGAAAAAAGCCGAUGACAAGGGUAUUAAGGUAGUGCUUGACCUGACUCCAAACUACAAGGGAAGCGAUUCGUGGUUCAGUUCCGGAGAUAUUGGUUCGAUGUUGGAGCAAGUUAAGGCUGCAGCAGAGCACUGGCUGAAACUUGGUGUCAGUGGCUUUAAGCUGUCUGCCUUCAACGUUGCCGCCAACUCCCCUCACUGGUCCCACCUGCAGACUGUAGUCCAGGGCAACCACACCGAGGGCACCAGCAAAAGGUUGCUGAUGGGUGUGGUUGAACAUGAAUCAGCUGCAUCAGUGCAUCAGCUCCUCAACACCACUGGGGUAGCUCUCAUUCUGUCUGACCUGCUUAGCAGCAAAACUGGAGGGGAACGUAUCAGGGCCAUGGACCACCUUCACGCUCAGCAGAGAAAGGUGGGCUGGGGUCUCGGCGCCGUCCAACAGGACCAGCUGUCUAAACAAGCAACGGGUCCAGCCCUGAUCCGUCUGUACCAACUCCUGCUGCUCACCAUGCCUGGAACCCCGGUGUUCACCUAUGGAGACGAGAUCGGCCUUGAGGGGAAUCAGAAACAUCCUAAAAUGGUUUGGAACGUAGAGACGGAAGCAGCUCAGAAUAAGUCUUUGGAGGAGUACGCUGCCACCAGGAAGUGGUUCAAAGGCCUCAGCGACCUGCGAGGCAAAGAGCGCUCUCUGCUCCACGGCGACUACUACCCCCUGUACGCCUCCAACUCCUCCCUCUCUUUCCUCCGCGUGUGGGACCAGAGUGAGAGAUACAUAACGGCCGUCAACUGGGGAGCAGAGAAACAGACGCUCAAGCUCAGCCUGACGACGACAGAGGGACUAGAGCUGCCCAAGAAGGCCAAGGUGAAGCUGUCAACGGACUCGAAGCUGGAGGCAGAAUCCAACGUCAACCUGGACAGCGUGGAGCUGGAGCCUGGACAAGCCGUCCUGCUGCAGUUCCCCUACACGGGCUGAAGAUGGCGCCACACUAAAGGAGGGGUUCCAUCACGAGGCACGUUUCAGAAAAUUAGCUCACUCCAUCUGAAGCUCAUUCCUUCCCAAGGGUCAUAAGUUUUAAAACUCCAUCCAUACAGACUUUGUGCUUUCAGAUUCUGUAUGUUUCCAUACUUUUGUAUUUUAUUAAACAAUUCAGUUAAGUUCCACUACAUUAACCCCCACAGACCUCGUUAUAAGUAAAAGGUAACUCCUUUAGGCAUAUCCCUUCAGGGGUCCCCACAGGAAAUAAUUCACAUGGUUGAUUUGGCCACAUUUUACACCUGAUGCUCUUACUGAUGCAACCCCUCUCUGAGGGGAUUGAACCCGCGACCUGUGCAACAGAAGUGCAAUGUGCUAACCACUGUGCCAAAAUUGGGAUUAAUUAAGAUAAUGAAAUGCUAUAGUAGCACAUUCUACUUCAUUCAUGACUAUUUCUCGUGAUAAAUAGGACUUCGCAUCAGUUCACAUUAAUAAGCAGACUAAAAGAAAACGUGUACACUUUCAUGUCAAAUUCGGUUUGAAUGAUUGGAUUCCCUUUUAUUGUUACUUCUCUCCCCAUUUAAAAGUCACAGGGACAAAAUAAUAAUAUUCCAUGUCUUUGGUGAUACAAAAUAUUUCAAUGUGCUGGAAAACAAACUGAUCUGAAUUAGAAAUAAAAACAAGACAAGUUGUUCUGUG
Messenger RNA from Betta splendens (Siamese fighting fish), 2363 nucleotides. Its product is annotated as 4F2 cell-surface antigen heavy chain-like. The transcript is spliced from 11 exons. The record is from RefSeq and is a predicted model, not a curated record. The coding region runs from base 159 to 1664 and encodes 501 amino acids. Gene Ontology annotation, biological process: carbohydrate metabolic process; amino acid transport. Lineage: Eukaryota; Metazoa; Chordata; Actinopteri; Anabantiformes; Osphronemidae.